CAUCCAAAAAUGCGAUUCAGCCUCUCACCACCACCAUCCAAGUCCACUUCCGUCAUAACAUCGCCCACCAACAUGCAAGCCAAUUACGCACAAAGCAAUAACAAUGAUCCACGUGCUUCCGGCGUUGGCGCCCGAAGCGACGACGAUAUUUCGCCCAGCACAGCUGCCCUAACCUUGUCUGCGGACGAUGAGGAUGCAGCAUCCGACUACAUUCAAUGGUUGCAUGCAAUGAAGCUGGUGGCGCGCUUGCCUGGCGGCAUGCCACCGGAAUUUAGACGUAAGUUGUGGCUGUCACUGGCAGAUAAAUAUUUGAAAUCGAAAAAUGUAGACUGGUCAAAGGAGGAGGAAAAAUGCUUCUGCGAGAAGUGGCGCGAAGAUGACGAAGAAUUGGGCAUACAAAUUGUUAAGGACUUGCAUCGCACCGGCUCGAAUUUAUGCACCGGUCCGGCAGGUUCAAUCAAUCAGGCCAAACUGAAGCGUAUACUUUUGGGCUAUGCGCGUUAUAAUCCAGAAGUUGGUUACUGUCAGGGUUUCAAUAUGCUUGGCGCGCUAAUUUUGCAAGUUAUGGAGAAGGAGGAAGCCGAGUCGAUGAAGGUAAUGAUCUACUUGGUUGAGGGUGUGCUGCCACCAGGUUAUUUCCACGGUUCCAUGGGCGGCUUACAGGCCGAUAUGGCAGUGUUUCGCGAACUGAUGCAAACCAAGCUGCCCCGGUUGGCGAAGCAUUUGCAAAAGCUCCAAGGCCCCAUUGAAAACGCCUAUGAGCCGCCGCUGACGAAUGUCUUCACCAUGCAAUGGUUUCUUACGAUGUUCUGCACCUGCCUGCCUAUGACUUGUGUGUUGCGUGUCUGGGAUCUCGUACUCAUCGAGGGUAGUGAUGUAUUGUUGCGCACAGCACUGGUGCUAUGGAGCUUAUUGGAAGAUCGCGUGCUGAGCACUCGAACAGCAGACGAUUUUUACGGGAAAAUGGGCUCGUUCUCGAGCGAACUCCUCAAUGGCCAUCUUAUCGAUUCGAAUGGCUUGAUUGAAAAAGUUGUGCAACUUGGCCCGAUACCCGACAUACAGCGGCUGCGUGACAAGCACCUAUACAACAUCACACCACUGCGUCACAAACAAGGACUACAAUUCUACUAUGACGACGAAGAGCCCGGCUCGGAUGAAGAAUCACGCCUUGCUGUCGCCACUGUCUGGGGUAUGCCUUGGGGUCGCCGGGGUUCACAUGGCAGCAGCAGCAACGCCAACAAGCAAGUGUCCGAAAAUAAAGAGCGACUUGCAUUGGACAUUUCGUUGCUGAAGAAGCAAUACGAUCGUCUGCGCGAACGUCAGCGUCAAGCGCAUAUUAUUCUAACCACUGCAUGCUCCACGGCGCGUCAAAGCACCGUCACUACUUCUUCCACGCAACCCAAUACAGCUGUGACUGUCAAUCAAUUACUCUUGGGUCGUCCCGCAAUAGUGACGAACAAUGGCAGGCGAGUCGGUCCACCAGCAGGCGCAAUACCACCUGCCCGUAAACCUUCUUUACCCACUGUACUACAUUCCAGACCACCAGAACGUCAAUUGCGCCGAGGUGAGACUUUGCAUUGGCGCGAUGCGGAUAUAAGUAAGCGCCGCAGAGACAGCCUCACAUGGAAGGAGAUUAAGGCGGAUCGAGCCACUUUAUUGCGUGAUGGUGCGGAGCCUGUGCCGAAGUCACAGAAAAUUCGCUCACGCGUCGGCAAAAGCGAUUCCUCAUCAUACAGUGAAGAAAGUGAAGACGACGCCAAUGAAGGCUCGAGUACUGAUACCAGUCUCUGCGAUGACGAUGAUCCAAAUUCCGGAGCUGAUAAAACACAUUCCUCUUCGAUUGAGAAUAGUCCCAAGCGUAGAUCUAAAUCAGCGCGCAAGGCCAAAGAGUACGCUUCGAAGUUGGAGACCCUAAAUGAGCCUAGUGAUAGUGAAAAGGAACGUAGACGACCCAAAUCAUGGGCACCUUCCUCAACUGAAAUUCCAUUUAUGCUUAUGACGUCCGAUUCGCCAACACACAGCGCCGACGAUGAAAAGUCUGCACGUUCGCACCACUUGGAGGAAUUGAUAAAGGAGGAGGAGGACAGCACAACCGAAUGUGAUCGCCUCGGCUACAAAGGCGCAGCUGCAUUUGAUUGGACCGACACCAAGUACUCCUCUAUUGCAGGAGAUCUGGCUACCACGAAGCUAAGUGCAUUGCACAUUCAAACGGACGUCUUAGAGUUACCUGUGAUAACAAGCACAAGUCAACUUUCUCCUAUGCCCGACAUAGCUGCCUAUCUCAAUAGUUCCAAUAUUAGUCCAUUGCCUACACCGAAACCGCUUUUCCUCGACUCAACUAAUUCGCUGGGUAGUGGAGACGAUGGAGAGGAAGGUAGAAAGUUUGCUGUCAGCGAUGAUGGCGUAACAAAUCAGUACUUCGAAAGGGUCAAUAGCGUAGAGAGGCCAACAAAAUUAGAGUUGUUCUAUUCGCUCAACGAAGAAGAUGGCAUACGUAGAGAUGAGAAAGAAGUUGCUAACCUUGAGAACGCUGAGGAAAGUUAUAGUGCUGAUAUUAAACCGACUGAAAACUGUGAAAAAUUGUGCAAAGAAAAGGAUGAUGAGGAUAAAACUAAUAAAGUGGAAGUAACGGACAAAGGUUCUGACAGACGCAUGGAAUUGCUAAUGGACUACUCUGAAAAGUCAUCAGCGGCCUUCAUUGCAGAGGCAACCAGUGAAGUUUCCACAAAUCUAAGGCAUGACAAAACGAAAGAGCCAGUCGAAGCUGAAGAUCUUUCAUAUGCAGUGCCAGCUGAGAGAAAGGAUGCCAAGAAUACGAUCUCUAUACUCCCAAUCAGAGAUAGCAACAUUCCUGGUGAAGCAGUUGAAACAUUCGAGGAAAAUUGUCCGCAAUCAGAGAAGUCAAAACCGCAUGCAAAUAAUGUUAAAGCGGCUGCAACAAAAAAAUCGGCGGCUUUGAGUAGCGCCUGCCGAAAGCGCCGAGAUCCCAGGCGAUUGACUCUUACGCGGUCUUCAACUAUAGAAAUUGAAGAACGCUUUCAGGCAUUGGAACGUAGAAUGAGUGAAGAAAAAUUUAUCAUCGACAAAGAGAAGAUGGGUGAUGAUAAGUCAUAUGAUGAAAUGUCUAAUAAAAAGAUACCAUCAACAGCCGAUCUGCAGAAGAGAUUAAGUACACUUGAAAAGCAAAUUAGUAAAGAGGCGGAUGAGAAGAAAAGGUUUGCUGAAAGUAGCGAGUAUAGAGAUUUGUCUAAUCAUGAAACCACAUUACUAACGAACAGAUCAUUUACAGAAUCAAGACACGCAAGAGAAUUAAACAGAAACUCCUAUGAUGAUUCUGCAACAGAAGAAGUUCCAAUUAUACCCUACCCGUCAGAAAUGAGAGAUAAUAUACCAGACGUAGUACCCUCCGAAGAAAAAUAUGAGCUUUCCAUAUCAAAACGAGCACGCAAUCAUAUUCCUUCAACAGUAGAAUUAGAAGAUCGCUUCAGUGCUUUGGAGAGACAACUAAGCUCGAACGGUUUGCCAAGUAAAAGCUCAAUGGACUUGCGGCGCAACGAAAAUCAGACUCGCGAAAAAGAUGCACAGACGCCUCCUAAUACGCCUAACGAAAGCAAUAAACAAAAUUUGGAAAGAGGUGAGAGCAAAACUCAGCUAAGAAAUGAAAUUGAAGGAGAGGCAGCAUCCGAGGUAGAUGCCAGAAACGCAGAAAAGCCACGCCUAAAGAAGUUGCCAUCUACUGCCGAAUUAGAAGAUCGCUUUAAUGCGCUAGAAAGAAGAAUGAGCACGCAAAAAUCAAGUCCCAUCAAAACAAAGAAGGAACCACCCGACGAAGCAGAGACGAAAGAACCGAAUAAAAAAAAGGAUGCACCAGCUGAAGAGAAGAGUAAAAAGGAUUGUGAUAUUAAAGGUAAGCCAGAAAGGCACAGUAAAGAAGAUGAUAAAGCAAACAAAGGUAAAUCGGUUGCCAAAGAGAAGAUUUCACCUGAUCAGAAAAAAGGUGGUGAAAAAGUUAAUAAAGCAAAAGUGGAAGAAGCUAAAGCUAGCAACACGAAGCAAGAAGUGGAAAUGGAAGAUAGCGCAAAACGGGUCUCAAAAACUACGGAACGCACGGCAGGUGAAAAGACAAACAAGCAAGACGGGUAUGAAGACAAACUAGAAAAAGAUGUUGGAAAGCAAACUGCGAAGGCAACGACUAAUAAUGAAAAAGAACUUAAGAAAAUUAAUCACUCAAGCGAUAGCCUAGAAAGUGAAAGCAAACAAGAAGUUGAUGUAGAACGCUCCAAGCUGCCACAGAAAAAUAACAAGGCUGAUGACUUGAAAAAAUCAGAAAAGAAGUCGCCACCAAGUACCGAAGAACUUGAAAAACGCUUUCAGGCGUUGGAACGACAAAUGAGUAGCGCUAGCCUAGAGGGCAACAAAGAAACGAGAAGCUCCUCAGAAUCCGAAAAGACGAAUCAGACAAGGUCAAGUAAAGGAAAACAAAAUUCAUCACAAUCAGUAAACGCUCAGGUAGAAACUGCAUCCAAUAAAAACAAACAAACCACACCGCUUGAGCCGGCAACAAAUACUAAAGCCAUAAAAAGCUUCGAGGAAAAGUGCAAACAAGUUAACAAAGAACUUUCUAAACAAACAAAGCCAGAACUUGAGCAAUCGGAGCAAACUGUAGCAAUCACCACACCAGAACCCAAACUGGUUGAAGCCUUCAAUGAAAAAUGUAAGGAGAUUAAUAAGGAACUGUCAAAACCCACAGAAGCGAUGGAUGUGGAGCAGAGAGAAGCAGAAAAUGAGGGCACUUCCAACGUGGCCAGCAAAAGACGUGCUUCCGAACCACCAACUACAGAAGAUUUAGAGAAACGUUUUGAGUCGCUCAAGCGACGAAUGAGCACCAAAGCUAUAAUCGAAAAAGGGUUCGAAGUAAAAGAUAAAUCAGCGACAGUUCUUGAAGAGGGGCCACACGAGAUAUUAGAUGUAGAGGAAACUAAAAGUCAAGCUACAAUAAAAUCUGCGGAGCCUCCAAGCACUGAGGACUUAGAAAGUCGAUAUGAAGCAUUACAGAGACGUGCAAGCGAACAAAAGACAGAAAAUCUCGAGAAGCGGCAUGAAAACCAGCAAAGAGCGCAAAAGGAAGAAAUCGUAGAUACAAAAACGUCAAAGCGAACUAACAAAACAGAACUGAAAGAAUCAGCUGAAGAAAAGAAAUUAAAUGAAAACACUGCAUGCAUCCCCGUAGCGCCGCCAAUGCCGUUGAAUGACACAGCAGAACUUUUAGUUAACGAUGAACAGCAUCGUGCACUUAUUGAAGAAUUUCAGAGUAAAAUUAAAGUGCAACCCAAUGGUGAAAACCUCAAACCAAGCGACAUUAAUCCAAAUCGACGUACAACAACUGAACGACAACGAACAUCACCAUUCGAUGGAACCUCGGAAACACAUGCAAACACCGCUUACUUUAGAUCGGAAAAUUACGAACCCUGGUACAGUCAACCACAGAAAAUGGUUCGUCGUUUCUCCGAUUUACCAUCAAGAGCUGAUCUUGAGAAUCGCUUACAUUUUUUGGAAAGACAAUUGAUAAUCAAAUUCUACAAGCAGCGCUGUGCAAGUGAUUCCGAAGUGGCAUCGAGAAAAUAUUUCAUGGAUUUGAAGAGUCGGUCCGCAGACGGCGAAACACCAAGUACAUCAGCGCGCGCGCAACAGCAAGCGGCAGACGAUCUAGAAAAACGCGUACUUGCAUUGGAGAAGCAACUUAGCGAAAAUAGUCUAAAGUUACUUGAGGCUGUGCGUGUGAAAGAACAGGAAGCAGCCGCCGAGUCGGACUCCCCGCGACGCCUUAGUUCGGAGACUGUCGAUGCGACAGGCAAGGAGCUUGUGCGCUACGUUGGCGAACUUGAAGAAACGGGCUCUCUCAAACCGAUCAACAUAAGUAUUAAUAUAAAAAUGCUGCUUAAAAAAAACGAGGAUGAAGAGAGCAAGCCCAAAGAGAAGCUGCCGACUGCUGCGGAGUUGGAAAAACGACUCGAGGUGCUGGAACAGCAACUGAAAAUGUCCAGAUCACGCCGCGAGGGAAGCAUUGACCAAUAUAAUGUCAAUGAUGUGCAGGAGCUGAAGAAGAGUGAGGAAAAAUCAGACGAGUACAUGGCCGAGGAAAUUGAAAGUAAAGAAGUGAUAAAAGAACCGCCAGAAAUGGAGAAAAGAGAAACCAAGGAAGCAUUGAAAGAAACGCUAGAAAUUGAAAAGAAUGUGAAGGAAGCAUUCAACGAAGAAUGUAAAAGUGACAAGAAGAUUACAGAAAAUGUGAAUACCAAAAACGGAGAAAACGAAAAAAGUGAUAUUAGAAUUGAGGUCUUAAAGGCUGAAAAAACGCUCGAGAACCAGCAAAUUGCGCGCUCGAAAAAAGAAAUUGUUGAAGAUAAGCGAGAGUGUAAAGCUGAAGAGAAAAGCGAUACACCGCAGAAUAUUAACGCAGACGUUCACGAGAAGAACGAAAACAAAUCAAAGCAGGAGGUAGCGGUUGAAAAGCGAGCCAAUGAAGAAGAUAUUCCCACAGAAGAAACAUUGCCAACGCAACCGGAGCAAUUAACAGAUACAACUGCAGAGGUAGAACCGAAAGAAACUUUGGUGGUGAAGGAUGAACCUAAACAAGAAAAACAUGAUGAUAGUAAAGAAUCAACCAAAACACCUGGAGAUCAAACCUUGGUAGUGAAGGAUGAACCUAAACAGGAGAAACACGAUAAUAGUAAGGAAUCAACCAAAACACCUGGAGAUCAGACAUCAGCCGAGCCAUCGGUUGCCCCCAUGCAAACUGCCAUUCAAGUUGGAUCGUCGGAUCCUAACAACAAAACGCUCGUAUUGCUGCUUGACAAUGAACCGAAAGCCGUUAAGGUGCGACGAUUGACGCGCGCGAACACCGAAGAGUUGGAGAACUUAUUCCAAGCGCUCGAAAAACAGUUAAGUGAUCGCAAUCUCAUUAAAUCUGAAGAUGGUAAACUAAUGCGUGCUGCCGAAAAAUCCGAUGUGCCACCAUCAGAAGAGUCGAAAGCUUUAACACAACUCUCGAAGGAGAUUGAAGACUAUACUAAAGCAAAUCCAAACGAGAAAGAGAAAGAAACCAAAAAGGAAAAGCAAAAGGAUGCUGACAAAUCCAAAUCUCCAGCGGAAGACUACGACUGGGGGCCGGAUCCCGUGAAGCGGCAUUUAAAACGCAAAACUGUGCAUCUGCCAUCGACUAAAGAGCUGGAAGCGCGCUUCCGAUCACUCGAACGUCAAAUAAAACUGCUCGAAGAUGUGGAGAAGAUCGACGUCGAACAGCGGUUAAAUGAAAUUGAGCGCAAAAUCAAAAUGCAGUAUUCACUAUCGCACGAGAAGGAUCUCACCAAAUUUUUGGAACUCUGUGAAGGCAAGAAUUUAGAUGAACUGCCCGAAGCUAUAACGGCUGCGCGUGAUAGAUAUCAAAUAGAGGAUGGACGCGCGUCAAGAACACCUACACCGAAACAAGGUAGAUCACCUUAUACCUCACCGUCGCGUGCGAAAGAGAAAACGCCCUAUACAUCACCGACACACCCACCACGUGAAUCCCGUAGUCCGAAAAGACACACCUCGCCUGGGCGUAUUCGUUAUGAUGGUGCAAAUGGAGCAUCGAAAAGCCCCAAAAGACAUGUUUCGCCUGGCUAUGCUAGAUAUGAGGAUCCCGAUAUACCAUCAACUGAAAAUCUGGAGUAUCGUUUUCGUGCUUUGGAACUGCCAAAAUCUAAAUCGAAAGAAUCGUUGAACGAAAAGUCUAAACGAAAUAUCGCCGAUGCGAAAAAAUCACUAAUACAUCCACUGGAAAUGCUGCUCGAUCCCAGCCCAGACGUGGACGUUAUACCCACAACCGGUGAACUGGAACACAGAAUUCGUGUGUUGGACGAUAAGAGAAGAACACCUUCACCAGCUCGACAAUUACGCUCACGUUCGCCAACCAUAGAAGAUAUAAAAAAUAGGAAAUUAGCAGAAGAAAAGCAUUCAAGAACAACACCCAUACACAACUUGGAAACGCUUGUCGCUUCGCCAACCAAAAGGGAGUUACCCACAGCUGACGAACUGGAGGCACGCAUGCGCGCUUUAGAAGAGGAACACUGUUUCGACUUUAAAAUGCAAAAGACUUAUCAGGAAUUCAAUCAAAAACUGAAGGAUGCUGUGUCCCCAUCACUUUCCUUCGAAGAAUUCAAAACAUCAAAAUCACGCGAGGAAAGCCCUAGACGCAGCGAGACAACCCGUUCCACAACACCGAAAUCUGCGCUACGCGACUCCGCCAGCAACUAUGAGGAUGGACAGUACAGAUCAAUUAGUCCUAAGGCUAUACGCUUUCGCGAUGAAGAAGACGACUAUGUGACAAGUUUGCCGCACAGGCCGAAAUCGCACACGGAUACACGAGACAACAUUGGAAGAAUGGUGGGCAAAAUUAAUUAUGGCGCUUUAGGAACAAUUGAAGAAAAUUCUAAAUUCCUCCAACGUAUUCUUAAGAAGACUCUUGCAGAUUCAUGUGGCAGUAUAAGUGCUAGCGGCGCUACUCAAGCUCAUACAUCCGAAGGACUUGACGAGUUUGGCAGUCGUCUGAUGAGGGAGACUUCACCACUACAACGUACCGGAAGUCACACCGGUGUACCAUUACGCACCAAUGACAAUAUCAACGAACGUUUGGACUCCAUUAAGAACACGAUCAAGUCCAUCGAUACACUGUGCGAAGAGAAACCAUAUCGUAAAGAGCGUUGCCAACGCUACAUCGAUUCACUAUUCUCCGAUUCUAUACAUUUCGGCAGCAAGAAAGCUUCACUGGAGGAUCUCUCGCGUGCGGAAAGUCGUGUACAUCGCGAAUAUGCGCCCUCCAUACGUGUCUCGGAUCAUAGCCAAAGGCACUCGGACUAUUUAUACGGCCGUUCUCUGGGUUCGGCGGAUUCCAUACGUUCGACAAGUCCAUUGCGCGCUGCCAGUCCACUACAUCAUCGUUCGAAUCGGGAUUUGCGACGCGAGAUCUCGCCGCGCCGGCGACGCGAAGAAGAGCGUGAAGAAUACCAGAGUAGGGUAAGACGUGAAAAUAUGUUGCCAAAUUAUUAUUUAUUAGAUAAUCUUAGAAAUGUAAGUAGUAGUAGUUUAAUUAAGUUUCAUAAAGUAGAUAGACAACUAGACACAUACAAAUGUGAUGAAAGAGACAGAUCAAGUUCACGAUCGGCAUCCAGAUCGCCGUUGAGAUCGCCGUAUGGAUCGAGGGAGAUGAUGAUGACAGAAAGCAUGUUGCACGACAACAUCAAUUCAAGCACACGACACAACAACACCAACACCCACACCAACACCAACAGCAACAGCAACUGCGACGACAACAACGACCGGUACAACACAAAAAAAGUGAAAAAUAAAAAGUAUCAAUUGGAAUUGGACAGACCGUACGCGCACGCCUACCGUCACACCACAGACACUCUACUCGGCUACGAUCCACUCAAACGCUCCAAUACACCCGUCUAUGUGCCCGGUCAGCUUGAUAUACGUCACACAACAGUUACGUCAACAUUCUAUGACCGCUUAUUGGCAGAAAAGGAAAUUGAGCGAAAAUUCUCACGACCACCGAGCCGUUCCCCUAUCGUAUCGCCAUCGAUUACAUCGAAGAGUUAUGUAGAUUUGGCAAGUGCAAGCGCUAAGUCUUACUACAUUGACAAAUCCCCAACAACGGCUUUGGCAGCGUUGCGAGUGGACAACGCCGCUGACAUCUCAAGCUUCACCAACAUUGAAAGCCCACAACAAUAUCGCAGUUCAAUGACGCGUAGCUAUGAGGGUAGCGUUUAUAAUGUUGUCAGCUCGACGUACCCACUGAAUAACACCACCACGACCACAACCAAAGCUAUCACCAACACCAAUCAAUCCUUGAAUCCCUUAAAAUUCAAUACCAACACCGACAUUAUCACCACCACAACUACCGCUACACUAAAUUCGGCCACAACACCCACAGGUAAUUCAAGCACUUCUAUAACUACAGCUGGGUUAGGGCACACGGCCAACAAUACUACAACAACAGCAAUAGCAAUAGCCACAAUAACUGCAACUACGACCGGGACAUCGACGACGACGCCGACGUCGACAGAGACGCUAAGAAGCAAUCGUCCAAUCGAUAACAAUCGUUUUUCGCUUCCGAUCACAACUAACUAUCGAAUUGGCUUGAGUGAUAUAACCAACAACACAACAAACAUCACCUCUACAAUAACUACAACCAAUAAAUCCUUCUCCACUACCAACAUCACCAAUACUGCUACAACAAAAAUGACAACAAACUUGAACAUCAACAACAGUUUCACAGGUUUAGACAGAUUCGCAACAGCUCUAUCAGUACCACCAACAACGACCACAACAACAACAACAGUAAUUAGUACUUUUAGUACCAACACCACGACAAUGACAACAACUAGUACUUACAAUUUUAAUAAUUUGUUAACAACUACAAAAACAACAAUGGUUGGUAGUGAAAAUACCAACAAGUACAUCACAAAUAAUUCAUCUUCAUCACUUCUGUCCUACAAUACGACGAGUGGUGGCGGCAGCGUCGUCGGCGGCGGCGGCGGCGGCAGCCUCUAUAACACGAGUGCGCCCCUGAGUAUGGCUCUCACAAUGCGACAACCUUCCGACACGAUGUCAUUCUCCUCACUGGGUCUUUACACUAGUAAUUUAAAUAGUUACAACAAUAAUAACAACAACAACAACGUUUGUAGCAACAACAGCCAUUUGAGUUACAACAACAGCAACACGACGGGACAUGAAUUAGCGCAAAAUGUGAAAAAGUGAAAACCUUAGUAGUAAAUUAUGCA
Molecule: messenger RNA, 10823 nt
Organism: Anastrepha obliqua
Lineage: Eukaryota; Metazoa; Arthropoda; Insecta; Diptera; Tephritidae
Product: titin
Exons: 8
Coding region: 10-10800 (3596 amino acids)
Cellular component (GO): endoplasmic reticulum
Source: RefSeq, a predicted model, not a curated record